This is a messenger RNA of Drosophila melanogaster (fruit fly), 1002 nucleotides long. RefSeq lists its product as uncharacterized. Lineage: Eukaryota; Metazoa; Arthropoda; Insecta; Diptera; Drosophilidae. The transcript is spliced from 2 exons. The coding region runs from base 18 to 200 and encodes 60 amino acids. The record is from RefSeq and is marked reviewed.
ACAGUUUGUAUUCCAAGAUGCAGGUGCUAGGCGGCAAUCCACUCAGCUUGUGUCUCUUGGUGAUCAUCACUCCGUCACUGAUUGCAGCCAAUCCCCUGUGGAGUCUUGACCAGGUGGGAGCAUACUUCACUGGCAUCUUCCGCUCCGUAGUGGGUCCAAUAUUUGGCUUUGGCCUGGCAGCCAACAGCACCGCCUUAUAAAGAUUGUUCUGCUUACCGCACCAGUCCGAAGGGAACCGGCAGCUUCUCGACCACAUCCACCACGCAAUUGUCCAGCUGCUUGAGGAUCAAUUGGGCGGCAUAGAAGCCGGCGGGUCCGGCGCCUACGAUGCAUAUCCGCUUGGUGGGCGUGGUGCUCUGGAUCACCUGCAAUCGGGCGGAACUCGUGUGGAGGCCACGUCUGAAGAUGUUAAGGCAAUUGAUGCCCAUCGUGGAUCAGUCGCCGAUCUCUGCUACUGGGAAAGCAGCUCGUUUUCGUAUCUUACAGAUAAUCAGUCGGUUUGCUAGGUGAUCUUCUCAAAAAAGUUUUUUGCUAACGAUGAUUUCUUAUUUACUCGUUAUCUCUCGAAAGACUUUCGCCAGCAGUCCCCAAAAUACCCAACGGAAUCCAAACAAAACAGAGUAUUUGCUCUCAUUGCGUUAUGGUAACACUACGUGAUUUCGGUUUAAUUUAAUUUUUCUGAGAUGAAAAUUCCUAUGAAAAAUCUAAAAAUAUAUGACCCCAAGCACCGACAGUACAUUAGUAAUAGAAAGCUAGGAAAGUAAGGAUGUUUUAAUAUUGUUAUACAGACAGUUGCAGCGGAGCAAGAAUUUAAAUUGCGCGCCUUUUUGAUACUUGAUACUCUCAUAAGGCGUUUAAAUAUACAUAUCACUCCUUUCAUUUCUAAAAAUAUUGAAAAUUAACAAGAAGUAUUUAUUAUUAUAAAAAAAUAUUGAAGCAUUUACAGAAAUGUUGUAAUAAAUGUACUAAAAGUCAAAUAAUAAAUGAAAUAAAUACUUUUUG